UAGUAAACAGUGAAGUGGCAACUGGUGCAGCGCUGGACCCCGCCAUCCAUUUGAGACCCUUUUUAAUCCAAAGUGUGGCAGUUGAAAAAGAGCGUCAGUCAUGGAAACGAGACAGCAAGAGUUGUACUCUAGUGUUUUGAGUGAUGCCGUGGUGGACUGGGGCAGCGAGAGCCCUGGAGAAGAAUGGGUUAACACAAACAGGGAAGGGGCAGAGCAUGGUCUUCUAGACUCUGAGCCGUUGCGAGAGGCAGAUGAGGAUCUGGCCUCCGAGGGUAACUACCCCAUCUUGACAGAGGAAGAGAGGGAAGAGAUUCACCAAGAACUGGACAAGCUGGAAGAGGAGAUCAGCACUCUGAGGCAAGUGCUGACAUCUAAAGAGAAGCAACAAGCCGACCUCAGACAGAAACUGGGCAUCAGCCCGCUCAGCGAUUUCAAAAACAACGUCUCCAAGGGCUGGCAUGACAUGCAGACCUCUGUUGCCUAUAAGAAGACGACGGAGACGUUUUCCACAGCAGGCCAGAAGACCUCUGCAGCCUUUAGCACCCUGGGCACCGCCAUCACCAGGAAGCUAGGAGACAUGAGCAUGUUUGGUUUAGAGAUAUUGUAUCCACGGAGAUCCAACUCCAUAGGCUACUCAAUCCGACACUCCAUGAGCAUGCCCACCAUGAGAAACUCACCCAGCUUCAAGUCUUUUGAGGAAAAAGUUGAAAGUACAGUGACAACCAUUAAGACCAAGGUGGGGGGGCCCGAGCCCGGGGGGAGCUUCGAGGAGGUACUCUCCUCCGCAGCGCAGGCCAGCUCACAGGAGCGGCCCAGCCCCCCCCUGACAGACACCUCGGAGAGGCCCUGUUAGGGCCGCGUCCAACGCAGAAGGAGGGACCCAACCAGAGAGAUUGACUUAAAUGAUCUCCAUACUUUACACUUUGGCUGCAGUCAGCACCUGGUUCCAGGUACAAAAAAACGACAUUGACGUGAAUACAUUACUGCAUUGUGAUGCCCCACUAAAUCAUAUCCUAGACGAGAUAGUUACCGCCUCAAGCACAUCCCGAAGAUUAGUUUCCUACUCUCCUUAAUCCUUGCUAAUGGGAAGAGCUAAGCAAACGCACUCUACACUCUAUUGUCUAUCAUUGACAUGUUGUCACAUAGAUUUGACCGCACAUACAGUACAGUACAUGAAGUGCAGGAUGAAAUCUUAAUGCAUAUCGAUGCACACUCUAGAAUUAAUUUGACACCAAAACCAGGUGGAGGGGGUGUGCAUUAUAUAAUUUGUUUAAUGAUUUUCAAGUGACCAAUGUUUGGAUUUUAUGGAAAAGAGGAGAGAAUGUUUCUGCGUUGUUGUUGACUUGUCAUUACUUGAAUGCUGGAUAUUAUUGCACUGAUACAUGUUUUCAUCCAGGUCUACUAAUUUAAUUCAUAUAUUAUUGAAAAUGUCAAAUAUAUUACUACUAGAUUAGAUAGAACUAACACUUCAAAUCAGAUAUGGGUGACUCAAACUCAACCGAAUACUCGGAAAACUGUUCAUUCCAACUUUAAUUGUGAUUGCCCUGGUCUCUCUCACAUACAGAGACACAAAUCUACCCAGCUACUGAACCCUGAUUAGUUAUGCUCCUUUCAAUAGUUCUGGUUGUUUCCUUAACCAGUGACAAUCCCUUAAACACAACCCUUUAGAGUCCAUCUUGAGAAGACAAUGCAACUUAAUGUGAAAAAAAGUGGUCAUUGUUGUCUACACAAGUUUCUGAAGAACCUAAACAUGAACUACAUUUAGUUAUAUAAUUAUUGACCUCUUUGGUUUUUUCCAUUUUUUCUUAUCACUUUAAUUUGUGUUCAAUUUCACCAAUGACCAUCAUUUGUGUUGAGUGAAUGAUAAACAUUUAAAAAAGUUUGCCAUGUUGGAAAUGAUGGCAUGAAAGAGGCUUUUGUGAACGUCAUGAUUGCAUUAUCUUAUGUUGAGUGAGCCUUGAAAAAAAAAAAAAAAGCGUUUAACUUUUACCAAAGCUUUUUACUAAAACCUUGCAAUGUUGGCAUAUCCAAAUACAUGGCAUUGAAACGAAAUGUUACUGUUUCCGGUUUUUAUUGUUACUCUAUUAUUUCAACUAUACUAUAUUUUAAAUAAACUGCAUUUAUGAGUAAACCAUAAUGUUUCAGUUUUAUUU
This is a messenger RNA of Gadus chalcogrammus (walleye pollock), 2153 nucleotides long. RefSeq names its product tpd52 like 1 (gene tpd52l1). Gene Ontology annotation, biological process: positive regulation of MAP kinase activity; positive regulation of apoptotic signaling pathway. The record is from RefSeq and is a predicted model, not a curated record. Gene Ontology annotation, cellular component: cytoplasm. Lineage: Eukaryota; Metazoa; Chordata; Actinopteri; Gadiformes; Gadidae. The coding region runs from base 101 to 853 and encodes 250 amino acids. The transcript is spliced from 10 exons.